This is a messenger RNA of Abrus precatorius (Indian licorice), 1166 nucleotides long. RefSeq names its product putative pectinesterase 63. Lineage: Eukaryota; Viridiplantae; Streptophyta; Magnoliopsida; Fabales; Fabaceae. The record is from RefSeq and is a predicted model, not a curated record. The transcript has 4 exons. Gene Ontology annotation, biological process: cell wall modification. Bases 30 to 1097 code for a protein of 355 amino acids. Gene Ontology annotation, molecular function: pectinesterase activity.
CGUUGAUAACAGAAUAAUUGAAGGUUAACAUGGCUCAGAGGAAAGUGGGUCACCUUGAAAUUAGUGGGGCAAAAUUUUUUGCUUCAUUAACACUACUCGUUCUCCACCUUGUCCAAGCAACCCUUUUACCUCACAUUUCGGAGCAUGCACACCGCAGUGACGGCGCGUUUAAAAUCGUGAGGGUUCGCAAAGACGGUGCAGGGGACUUCAGGACGGUGACGGAGGCCGUUAACAGCAUUCCGUCAGGGAACAAACGGCGAGUGGUGGUGUGGAUCGGCAUGGGCGAGUAUAGGGAGAAGAUAACGAUUGAAAGGUCGAAGGCGUUUGUUACGUUUUAUGGAGAAAGAAAUGGGAACGACAAUGACAUGCCCAUCAUAACGUACCACGCAACGGCAUUGCAGUAUGGAACAGUGGAUAGCGCCACCGUCGCUGUUGACUCCGAUUAUUUUGUUGCUGUCAAUGUUGCCUUUGUGAACUCGUCUCCUAUGCCAGAUGAAAACAGUGUUGGAGGACAAGCAUUAGCCAUGAGGAUAUCGGGGGACAAGGCUGCAUUCUACAACUGCAAGUUCAUUAGCUUUCAAGACACUUUGUGCGAUGACAAAGGCAGGCAUUUUUUCAAGGAUUGCCACAUUCAAGGCACCUAUGAUUUCAUCUUCGGAAAUGCAAAAUCUAUCUACUGGAGAAGUACCAUAGAAUCGGUUGCAAAAGGUUUGAGUGUUAUCACAGCACAAGGUAGAGAAAGCAGGGCAGAAGACACUGGUUUCAGUUUCGUGCACUGCAACAUAACGGGAAGUGGUAACAGGAACACAUACCUUGGGCGUUCUUGGAAAAGGAGCCCCAGGGUUGUGUUUGCCUACACUUACAUGGGCUCCCUCAUCAAUAGCCGAGGAUGGUUCCGCAGACACCCUAAAGCCAAGCACAAACUCAAGCACAACCGGACAAUCUUCUACGGAGAAUAUAAAUGCAUGGGACCAGGAGCUGCUUCCUCUGGCCGCGUAAAAUUUUACAGAAAACUAUCCUACAGACAGGCAAAGCCCUUCAUGAGCAUGGCUUUUAUUCAUGGAGGAAAGUGGGUUGUCCCACCUCCCAAGCUGUGAUACAAAUAUUAAACUGCGCAUGUGCCAAUUAAUAUAAGAGAAAAUUCACAUGUAUCUAUCAUGAUUGUA